Messenger RNA from Aspergillus saccharolyticus JOP 1030-1, 1927 nucleotides. RefSeq names its product autophagy-related protein 27. NCBI's taxonomy places the organism in Eukaryota, Fungi, Ascomycota, Eurotiomycetes, Eurotiales, Aspergillaceae. The transcript is spliced from 3 exons. The record is from RefSeq and is a predicted model, not a curated record. Bases 438 to 1433 code for a protein of 331 amino acids.
AACGCUUUCUCGCGUCUCUCCUGCGUCGUUGUUCAUCACCUUUGCACCUCUGCAUGCUCACUCUUCCUCAUUCUGCCUCAUUGCGAGGACUGAAGUGUUCUGCAGGCUGGCUGACUUGGUGACUUUGUUUUCGGCCCGCCCUCGCCUCGGAGAAACGAAGAGCUCCGGCCACCGCAUCAUCGCCGACAAACUGAUCCCUCCAUCCCCAGCCUGUCUCUCUCGUGUGUCUACUAUCCUCCCAAUUCUGCUUUCCCCCAUCCUACACCGUCCCUCGCUUGAGUCCUCCCCACUACAGCUCAUAUCUCAGUGGCAUCAGUGCUGUCACUUGCAACUCUUUCUGUACCUCUUCGCGAAACUGUCGAGCUGAGCUCCGGUGACCAAAGCAGACCCACCUCUCCAAACACGGCCCUGUCAGCACCCCAGAAGCAAUCACCACCAUGCGAAUACCAUCCAGCCUCUCCUCUACCCUCCUCUCCUCUGCUCUCGUCCUUCCAACAUUUGUGUCUGCUGUAGGCAACUUCAACUGCAAGGAUAUCGUUGUCGAUAAAGUCAAGUACGAUCUCAGCGCCCUCGGCGGCGUACACACCCUCUACAACGUCGUCGAAAACCCCGAGGAGUCGGUCACAGUCAACACGACGUAUGUAGUCAACAUCUGUAAUAUCCUGGGCAAGGCCGCCCACCGAGGGCGCUUAAAUUGCGGCACCUCCAAGAAAAUCUGCGGCUUCGAAUACAGAACCCACACCAACAGCACCGUCGAGACCGACCAGGGCUUCCCCAUCGCCGGCCUCGACCCCAUGGGCCACGGCAGCCCCGACGCCGAGAUCUCCCGCCUGAAGCAAUCCGACUCCGAGCGCGAGGGCCUGCUCCUCAAGAUGAGCGGCGGCUCCUACGAAGACUCCGCCGGCAAGAAACACACCGCCAAGGCCGUGAUCGAGUUCCAAUGCGACCCCGACCGGUCAGGCCUAGAAGGUCUCCGCACCGCGGACGAGGCGCAGAUGCGGGCCCGUGACGAGAGCGGCGACAACGACAACACGCCCAACCCCCCGCAAGACGAUUCCGGGAGUGGUAGUGGCAACAGCGGCAGUAGUCUUCGCUUCAAGAGCUUCGGGCCCGUGGACGAUGACGCCUACGUGCUGCGUCUGGAUUGGACGACCCGCUACGCGUGCGACAAGUACCUGGAAGGGAACCGGGGGGAUUCGUCCAGUCAUUGGGGGUUUUUCACUUGGUUGAUUAUUCUUCUCUUCCUUUGCAUCGCCGCCUACUUGAUCUUUGGAUCUUGGCUCAAUUAUAAUCGCUACGGAGCCCGCGGGUGGGAUCUCCUUCCCCACGGGGACACGCUGCGCGAUGUUCCUUAUCUCUUUCAGGAUUGGGUGCGUCGCGUGGUCAAUACCCUGCAAGGGUCCGGGUCGCGGGGCGGCUAUAGUGCGGUUUAGACGGGGUUUUGUUAUGAAUAUGUAUGUACUAUGGGUGUUUUCUUUCGUGAGGGAACGAGAGAGGAAGGGCUCAGCAGAUCUAUUACCUGCUAGCUACUGGUUGUUGCCGACGCUCAGGGUUGAUGGUUGAUGUCGGACUAGACCUAGGAGCCUGGGGAGUAUACCUCUGCGUGGGUGGUAUUCCUGCAUGGAUGGUUCGGUAAUCACGGAGAAUUGGGGGAUUUGUUUGAAUUAUGAUACAGAUGAUUGCUUUUUUUUUUUUCGGUCUGGAAGGUAUUUAUUUCUGCUUGAGUUCGCGGUGAUGAUUAGUAGAGGGUUACGGUACGGAGUACGGAGGAGCAUGGGAUGAAUGCGAGUAUUUGCGGCCGACUCAACAACCGACUGCACACUGCAUUUAAGACUGUUAUUGGCGGUACAAUACCAGAAAAAGAAUUUAGUAGAGUCAAUUUCCCUGUUCCACAUCUUCUGUGAUCAACUUAGGCAACAGCUGAAAC